GAUUUCUUGGAGCGACCAUGGCCGCGCUCUGGUGCAGCUCCUUCUCCAAGCUCGACGCGCGUCCGUCGCGCCGCCCGUCGUGCGUCUGCCGCCUGCGCCUCUGCGCUCUCGACGACUACAUGGAGGAUGCGCCAUCGUCCGCCGAGGUCAACGCUGUCCUCUUCGUCAACAUGGGCACGCUGCGCCGGCUCGGUAUCAUCUCGGACGCGCUGGUCGUCGUCUCGGCGCCCGACGACGACCGGCGUCAUAUCGCCCGCGCUAGCCUGUUGCGCGACGUACCCAGCGAUGGCGUGUGCUUGAGCCCAAUGCUCGCCUACAACGUCGGGCUGCGCGCAGCAACAGGAUCCCUCGACGUCCGGCCUAUCCAAAGCGCCGACAUUGGUCUCGCUGGCCACAAGAGCUUCGCAGCCUCGACGCUACCUCCGGCCGCGUCGCGUGUCGAGAUUGCGCCACUGCUGCUGCCGUCGUUAGCGGUCGCGGCGCCGCACCAGGAGCAGCUGCUGCGGGCGCUUCGCGAUUACUUUGGCACCCCUCGGCUCCUCCAAGAAGGCGACGUCUUUGGCCUCCCCGUGUUUGCCGACAUCCUCGACGGACGACGAGAUGGCGCACCCGCGACGAUCGAUAUCCCAGUCGGCGCAUUCCACGACGAUCCGUCGGCGACAGCAACGGUCGCCGUGCCCGACGCGCUGCAGAUUCCAGUCGACGUUGUGUUUUUCGCUGUCGUGAGCGUCACGGCGACGACACCUGCGGUCGCGUACUCGGUGUCUCGACAGAGCACGACGCUCGUGCAAGUGGCGCCGCGGACGCUGCGGCUACCGGAAGAAGGCGCGAUGCGUCGGUACUUGUCUCGUCCGUCGGGGCCGUCGGCGCCGACAGCAUCGACGACGUCGCACCUUGCAGAGCUUCUGCAUCCGACCGACGUUGGCAUUCCCAUGUCUAUCUUGCUCAGCGGUCCCGCCGGCAUUGGCAAAAAGUCGCUUCUGUACGACGCCGCGUCCACGCUGGGCCUCUACGUGCUCGAGGUGAACUUUACGGACCUCACGAGCACGUCCCAGGCGCAAAUGCUCGAGAACCUCCGAGACAUUGCCGCGAAAGCCAAGGCGCUCUCGCCUUGUGUGCUGUUUCUGAACCGGUUCUUUGCCUUUGAGAAGGACGACGAGGAAGCAUCGCUGCGACUCGGCAGCGCCAUCAUGGAGUGCCUGGACGCGAUGGACGUGCCGCUUGUCGCGACGGUCGAAGAUGCAAGCGAGCUCCCCGCACUCGUGCGUCAGUGUUUUUUGUACGAGCUGGCAUUGGAGGCCCCCACGGAGGCCGAGCGCCUCGCGAUGCUCGAGCAGCUCACGGCGACGACCGUCUUGGCGGCCGACGUGGACCUCGCAGCAGUCGCGCACCAAAGCGCUGGCCGCACGUUUGGGGAGCUCCGUGCCUUGGUGGCCGAUGCCACGUGCCACCGCCUCGCACAAGUCUCGGAGCUUGCGACGAUCGACGAAGAUGCGAUGAUCGAGAGCCUCUCGGCGCUGGCUCUGCACAUGGUCGACUUGGAGCACGCACUCAAGCACCAAGCGACCAAGUCGUCGCUCGGUCUUGGCUCGGCCACGAUUCCCAACGUCAAGUGGGAAGACGUCGGUGGCCUCGACCACGUCAAAGACGAAAUCCUCGACAUGGUCCAAUUGCCGCUCAAGCACCCCGAGCUCUUUGCGUCCGGCGUCCGACAACGCUCGGGCAUCUUGCUUUACGGUCCACCGGGCACGGGCAAGACGCUGCUGGCCAAGGCGAUCGCGACCGAGUGCAGCAUGAACUUUAUCAGCGUCAAGGGCCCCGAACUCCUCAACAUGUACAUUGGUGAAAGUGAAAAGAACGUUCGGCACGUGUUCCAAAUGGCUCGGAACGCGCGUCCGUGUAUUCUCUUCUUCGACGAGCUUGACUCGCUCGCGCCGAUGCGCGGUCGCGGCAGUGACUCGGGCGGCGUCAUGGACCGCGUCGUGUCGCAGCUCCUCACGGAGAUCGACAGCAACCUCGACCAAGUGUUUGUCGUCGGUGCCACCAACCGCCCGGACCUCAUCGAGUCGGCGUUGCUUCGCCCUGGGCGGUUUGAUCGACUGCUGUACCUCGGUAUCUGCAGCGACAAGAACGCCCAGCUCAAGGUCGUCGAAGCCCUCACGCGCAAGUUUCGCCUCGCGCGCGACGUGCACUUGCCGACGGUCCUCUCGGCGUGUCCGCUGCACUUUACAGGCGCCGACUUUUACGCGCUCUGCUCGAUUGCGCUGGCCAAUGCGAUCAAAGACCGCGUCCGCGCCAUCGACGCGCACAUUCAAACAACCAACCAAGCCGAUUGCUACUCGGCGCGGCCGCUCAACCCGGCGAUGGUGCUCGACAAGAUGACGCCGGACGAGCUCCAAGUCGAGGUGUCCGCGACGCACUUUGAACGCGCGCUUGCUGCUGUCGUGCCGUCGGUCUCGGCCUCGGAACUCGCCCACUACGAGAAGCUCCGAAAGCAGUUUAGCUCGCUCGACGUCGCGUCUUCCUAA
This is a messenger RNA of Saprolegnia parasitica CBS 223.65, 2528 nucleotides long. RefSeq lists its product as hypothetical. The record is from RefSeq and is a predicted model, not a curated record. The coding region runs from base 18 to 2528 and encodes 836 amino acids. Gene Ontology annotation, biological process: protein import into peroxisome matrix. Gene Ontology annotation, cellular component: cytosol; peroxisomal membrane. NCBI's taxonomy places the organism in Eukaryota, Oomycota, Saprolegniomycetes, Saprolegniales, Saprolegniaceae. The transcript is spliced from 10 exons. Gene Ontology annotation, molecular function: ATP binding; ATP hydrolysis activity.